Colletotrichum abscissum is the source of this 576-nucleotide messenger RNA. RefSeq lists its product as uncharacterized. Lineage: Eukaryota; Fungi; Ascomycota; Sordariomycetes; Glomerellales; Glomerellaceae. The annotation marks the transcript as partial. The transcript has a single exon. The record is from RefSeq and is a predicted model, not a curated record.
GAUCGUGGCUUCCUUGCUCGAUUCCAACGACGACAAGAAAGCGGAACCGCAAGCGCAACCUGGAAAGACCCGCAUCCUCGACGGCAACCACCCCCCCGGUCCCCUUCAUUACUCGCUUACUGCACCCCCCUCCAAAGUCCCCUCCAACACUCUCGCAUCGACAAGUCACAACACCACUUCACCUCACAAGCCCAAAGCAACGACCAUCCAUCUCAACGUGGUUUACGCUACACUUCACUACCUACACCAGACCACGCUACUGUCUAUGUGACCACGGAUACCAAUCUUGUCAGAUCGCAGAUCCCUCCGUGCCCCGGGAGCCGCCUGGUUUGGUCUCACCUCGCUCGGCGCCGCCUGCUGCCACUCCCGAGACGAAUACGCCGCUUCUGUUGCGACGUUCUGCUCCUUCGUCGCCCUUUCUUUCUGUCUAACCCGAAAUCUCCUGGGUUUUCGCCACCCUCUACUGAUGUGAUGGGAUGCGAAUCGACGUCGUGUCCUGGCUGUCGUCGGUAUACUCACUCCCAUGGUUCCAACAACGGCAGCAUAGAACACACACGGCAUGGCCCCGUCAAAUGA